GGCCCCCCCCCCAGAUCCUCCUGGCAAAUUGGGCUGUUAGUUUUCAGGUCAACUGAAUCUUCAAGAAGAGCCAUGGGUGGGGGAAGUUCAACACCAGUCAGCAGUGAACCUGAAGAGAAGUCUGCCAAGGAAGGAGGAAUCCUCUCAGGAAAAACCAUGCUUGACAUUGCCAUCACAGGGGUAUCAGGUACUGGCAAAUCAUCCCUUGUCAAUGCCCUGAGGGGCCUAUCAGAUUUUGAUGAAGGUGCAGCUGAAAUUGGUGUGAAGGAAACAACAACAGAGCCAACUGGUUACCCCCACCCCACCUUUCCAGAUGUCACAAUAUGGGACCUACCAGGAAUUGGGACACGUAAUUUUAAACCCAGGGAAUACGCAAAAAAGGUAAAUUUUAGCCAAUAUGAUUUCUUCAUAAUCGUCACCUCUGUUUGCUUCACUGUCAAUGACAUCCUGCUAUCCCGGGAAAUUCAGAAAAUGAAGAAGCGGUUCUACAUUGUGAGGUCCAAAGUGGACUUCCGCAUUGAGAAUGAAAAACGGCGUCCAGACUUCAGUGAGGAAACAACCCUUCAAAAAGUCAGGAAACAUUGUUUUGAUAAUUUUGGGGAGGCUGGUAUUUCUUCUCCAGAGAUUUUCCUCGUCUCCAUUUUCUAUCUGGAAAAGUACGACUUCCCCCUCCUGCAAAGAAGCUUGGAGAAUGAAAUUGAAGACCUCAAGAUACGUGCCUUAAUAGCAGGAAAGAAGAAAUACGCGAGGUCAACUGCAGCAUGGGGAAUGACUGGAAUUGGUGCUUUCUUCUCAAAACAUGUCUUAGGAAUUGACCUUGCAGAGUUGAGGGAUGCUACAGCACAAAGAAGUCUCAAAGAGGUGGCAGACGAAGCUCGUCAAGAAUGGGGUGCACUGAAAAAUGCCAAGCUCAACAUUGCAAUCACAGGUGCAUCAGGUGUUGGUAAAUCAUCCCUUGUCAACGCGAUGAGGGGCAUGACUGAUUAUGAAGAAGGUGCAGCCCAGACUGGAGUGGUGCAGACAACUAUGGAUGUCCAUGGGUAUCCUCAUCCCUCAUUUCCCAAUGUAACUUUGUGGGACAUACCGGGAAUCAGGACCCCUACAUUUAGACCAGAGGAUUACCUAAAGAGGGUCAACUUUAGCCAAUAUGAUUUCUUCAUCAUUGUUGCCUCAGAACGGUUCCGUGAGAAUGACGUCCUCCUGGCCCAAGAAAUUAAGAAAAUGCAGAAGAAGUACUAUUAUGUGUUUUCCAAGGUGGAUGUCUGUAUGGAUUCCGAGAGAAGGAGACCCAACUUCAGUGAGGACAAAACCCUUGAGAAGAUAAAGAACUAUUGCUGUGAGAAUCUGAGAGAGGCAGGAGAGCCUUCUCCAAGGGUUUUCCUCGUUUCCAGGUGGCACUUGAAUAUGUACGAUUUCCCUCUCUUGCAAGAGACCUUGGAAAUGGAACUAGACGGUCUCAAGAGGCAUGCAUUCAUUCUGGCUUUGCCAGUUUUCUCAAGAGAAAUCCUGGAAAAGAAGAAGGCUGCUAUGGAGGCCCAUAUAUGGAAAGUAGCCCUUGUGUCUUGUGCUAUUGGGGUAGUUCCUGUCCCAGGACUUUCUUUUGCCUGUGAUCUUAGCAUCUUGGUAGGAGCGCUGCUCAUUUUCUACAAGGUCUUUGGGUUGACUGAAGAGUCCCUCCGCAGAGUUGCAAAACAGGUUGGCAAAGAUUAUGAAGUGUUGAAAUCUGCUGUCAAGAAGUCUCCAAUGUCUAGUGAGAUCACUCCGGAAUUUGUAGUGGGUCUCUUGGCCAGGUCAUUGCUGUGUGGGUCCCUGAUGACAUUAGAACUGGUCUUUGAUUUUGUACCAGUGUUGGGCUCUCUGGUUGGAGGGGCUAGUUCCUUUGUCACCACAUUCUACAUGCUGAGGAGCUUCCUGAAGGACAUUGUGGAAGAUGCUGAGAACGUUCGGGCAAAAGCUGCUGAGCCUUGAGCCUUCUGAAACCAGCACCUGAGGAUCCAAGACCCUCAUUCGGGAAAAUGAGUCCCAGGAAUGAAAUGUGUGAAUGAGGGCACAGGAUCAGAGCUUGAGCAUGAAAAAGAUUUGCAUUUCUGUUUGGUUGCUUAUUAUUUUUCUUUUAACCG
Gekko japonicus is the source of this 2120-nucleotide messenger RNA. Its product is annotated as interferon-inducible GTPase 5-like. Gene Ontology annotation, cellular component: membrane. Gene Ontology annotation, molecular function: GTP binding; GTPase activity. The record is from RefSeq and is a predicted model, not a curated record. The transcript is spliced from 3 exons. NCBI's taxonomy places the organism in Eukaryota, Metazoa, Chordata, Lepidosauria, Squamata, Gekkonidae. Bases 73 to 1968 code for a protein of 631 amino acids.